Anastrepha ludens (Mexican fruit fly) is the source of this 1556-nucleotide messenger RNA. Its product is annotated as N-acetylglucosamine-6-phosphate deacetylase. Bases 230 to 1474 code for a protein of 414 amino acids. Gene Ontology annotation, molecular function: N-acetylglucosamine-6-phosphate deacetylase activity. NCBI's taxonomy places the organism in Eukaryota, Metazoa, Arthropoda, Insecta, Diptera, Tephritidae. The transcript has 6 exons. Gene Ontology annotation, biological process: N-acetylglucosamine catabolic process. The record is from RefSeq and is a predicted model, not a curated record.
UAUUCCAUUGGCGCUCUGCCGGCCCCAAGUUAGAACGUUUGGAGACGGCUACAACAUAAAUAGUUCGCCGAUGUGUGUCGUAUGUGAAGGGGGAUGUGCUUUGUUUUGCGUAUUAUAGGAUUGUACGCUUAUUUUUCAAAUUAAUUUUGUCGUUUGUUUUUAUUUUUUAUUCGUUUUAAUUAUUACGGACGUGGUCACGCGCAAAUUCCAGCUUGCCGAAAUUUCGCAAAUGACGCAAGGCGAACUAUUGCAAUUCGUGAGUUGUCGUGUGGUGCGUAAUCAUAGGCUAAUACAGGAGGAUCUUUGGGUGCGCGAUGGCAAAAUAAUUAAUCCAGAACCAGUGUUCUUCGACGAAAAGCAGCAGGCACAUCGGCAAAUCGACUGCGAAAACUCCAUUAUAGCACCUGGCUACAUUGAACUUCAAAUCAAUGGCGGAUACGGCGUUGACUUCUCACACGAUGUGGACACCGUCGCCGAGGGCAUCGAGAAGGUCGCUAAAGAGUUGAUUACAAAUGGAGUUACUUCAUUUUGUCCAACCAUCGUUACUUCACCACCGGAAACUUAUCGCAAAAUAAUGCCACAGGUAGGAGGCAAAACAGAAGGCGCACAAGUUUUGGGUAUGCAUUUAGAAGGUCCUUUCAUUAGCCCACAAAAGAAGGGAGCACAUCCAGAAAACUGCAUAAAAGAUAUUGAAAAUGGUAUCGAAACCUUGGUUGACACCUACAGCAGUUUGGGCAAUGUCAAAAUUAUUACGCUAGCGCCCGAAAAGGAUCCCUCUGGUGCUGUGACAAAAGCUCUAGCAAGUAUGGGCAUUACGGUGGCACUGGGGCAUUCAGUGGCAAAUUUUUCACAAGGCGAAAUGGCCGUGCAAAGCGGAGCGCGAUUGAUUACGCAUCUUUUCAAUGCCAUGCUACCGUUUCAUCAUCGUGAUCCUGGUCUCGUUGGUUUACUAGCAUCCAAAAAUAUACCACCCGGCCAGGAGAUAUAUUUUGGCAUAAUUGCUGAUGGCAUUCACACACAUCCGGCCGCUUUACGUAUAGCACACCGCACUCAUCCCGAUGGCCUUAUACUGGUCACUGAUGCCAUUGCAGCACUCGGCCUGGGCGAUGGCAAACACCACUUGGGUCAGCUGGAGUUGGAAGUACGAGAUGGCAAAGCGCUCAUAGCAGGCACUAAUACUCUAUGCGGCAGCAUAGCACCGCUGGAUGCGUGUGUACGCAUCUUCAAGAAGGCGACCAACUGCUCAACUGUAUAUGCGAUAGAGUGCGCUACACUACAUCCGGCUACUUGUUUAAAAAUGGCCGAAACAAAGGGCACCUUAAAUUUUGGCGCUGACGCCGAUUUUAUAAUUUUGACAGAUGACUUGUUUGUGAAGUCAACAUGGAUUAACGGCAAAUGUGUGUACCGUUGUCAAAGUGAAGAACUGGCUGCCCUUACCUCCAGUCCUAUUGAGAAAUUAUGCGAUUGCAUUUAAAAUUUAAUUGAGAUCAAAAAGCCUUAUAUACUAGAGUUCUUAACAUUCCACAUAUUCUUGGAAUAAAAUAUUAUUGGUCGAA